Messenger RNA from Lathyrus oleraceus (garden pea), 570 nucleotides. Its product is annotated as dual specificity protein kinase YAK1 homolog. Gene Ontology annotation, molecular function: protein tyrosine kinase activity; protein serine/threonine kinase activity; ATP binding. Gene Ontology annotation, biological process: peptidyl-serine phosphorylation; peptidyl-threonine phosphorylation. Gene Ontology annotation, cellular component: cytoplasm. The coding region runs from base 1 to 570 and encodes 189 amino acids. NCBI's taxonomy places the organism in Eukaryota, Viridiplantae, Streptophyta, Magnoliopsida, Fabales, Fabaceae. The record is from RefSeq and is a predicted model, not a curated record. The transcript has 2 exons.
AUGACUUGGGACGAAAUUGAUGCCGUUGGAGUGCCUCCUUCCCCAAAGUCUGAUCAUGCUACUGCUGUACAUAUGGAGCGAUACUUGCUCAUCUUCGGAGACGGUUGUACUGAACAUGUCUACACUGGCUUGCGGCAUUUGUGCAUAUGCUUUGAACUGCUAGACACAAACCUGUAUGAGCUUAUCAAAAUGAAUCAUUUUAGGGGAUUGUCACUUGGUAUUGUUCAGCUGUUCUCUAAGCAGAUUUUAUGUGGAUUGGCUCUAUUAAAAGAUGCUGGCAUUAUUCAUUGUGAUCUGAAGCCAGAAAACAUUCUUUUAUAUGCGAGCACUGUGAAGCCAGCAGAAAUAAAGAUUAUUGACUUUGGAUCAGCAUGCAUGGAAAACCGCACUGUAUAUUCCUAUAUUCAGAGUCGACACUAUAGGUCUCCUGAGGUUCUUCUUGGAUAUCACUACACAACAGCUAUUGAUAUGUGGUCCUUUAGGUGCAUAGUGGCGGAAUUAUUUCUUGGAGUACCAUUAUUCCCUGAAGCUUAUGCCAGUUUAUUCACCAACCACCGUAACUGUUACUGA